AAGCUGUAUACACUCAUGUCCUAUUACAUCAAAUAUAGAUUGACAAUAUAUGAAAUGUGUUGGCAGUGCUUUUUUUCUGGUGUAUUGAUACAGUAUUUACACUACUGGCCUAUAAAUUAGACAGAUUUAAAUCAAAUCUUAAAAGUCAGUCCGAGUUUCCAGGAAAUGUUUGUUGUUUGAAGGUUUGUCGUUAUUUAUAGGUCUCACUCUGCGAACAUCUCAGCACCUUACUCUCCCCGCCCGCACGAGCGCACCUUUGCACUUUAUUUUUUUUUAAGGAUUCGGAAGCCUCGAGAGAAACUGGGGUAGGCUUCAGACGCAUGUGCGCCCCCGGGACACCCGGUUUGCUACGCACAGAAAUGAGGUUUGACAAUAAAAAAAACAACAAUGAAUCGCUUGACAACUUCCGUCAACGCUCGUCACCAACGGAUCAGAGGGAAAAUAAAAAAAAUAAAAAAAAACAAGAAAGAGCAAAUGUUCCCGUGGUCCGGAGAGGCUCUGUUCCCUUCCUAAUGAAGCAUUGCGAAUUGAGCAUUAAAUCGGCCCCACUGUGCUCUCCUUCGCAUUCAACCAGUUAUGUAUUCAUAUCCUAAUUACAUUAAUGUCAUGUGUUAAGUCCUCCCCCCAACACAGAGAUUUCCAACGAAAUCUACUGAUAACACGAAGACUUUCUUCUGAGAAGAGGUCUGACCUCACCCCGUCCGCGGCUCUAUAAUAGCGGAGCGCUCUUGACUUGUGUCUGGAGACUUCUGGCUAACGUAAAGCGGGGAAGACCUGGGUUGCAUCUCUUAAAGAAAGAGGCAUUUUUUUGUUCCUCCUCUAGACCUUAAGGGGGCUUUUUUAAACGUUUGGUCAGCGAGCUGGUUUCUGGAAAACAUCUGAAUCAUACUCUAACCAAGCCCAGCUGCGCAGUGGAUGUGUGCGUCUGUACGUGUGGGAGACUGACUGGAUGUGUGUGUGCCUCUGUGUGUGUGUGUGUGUGUGCGUUGGAUUUGUAUGGGGAAGAGGGAGAGAGUGUGAGAGUGUCUGUCUUGCCGUUGCUCUCCAAAAAGGAAAGAAUAGGGUGGAAAAAAAUUUGGACGUGCUUCUCCCCUGUAACUUUUUUUAGGCAUGAACGCGGAGACGUGCGUUUCAUACUGCGAUAUGACAUCCAUGGAUUCAUAUUAUGGUCCAUCAGCGCCACACGGUAGGGAUCACCAAGCCAAUCCGUUUAGGGCAUUCCAAGCCAGUGACACCAAAUACAGCUCCUCUUUCCUGACCAACAAAGGUCAACCGUACGGGGAAAAGUCUCGUAGCCCGUUCCAAGCGGAAUGCCAGCCCCUGGACAGCAGUGUUGGGGAAGGCACCUUUAGCAAAUACCAGCACUUCAUGCAGAGACCGUCCUGCAAAACUCCCCCUGAAGGAAGCAAACUGCACACGGACGUCGGACACAACGGAGGACUGGGCUCCUGUUAUGGUAAGGAGAGCUCGGCGCUGACAGACCCAGACGCAGCAGCAGCAGCAGCAGCAGCAGACAUGGACGGCAGCUACCUGAGCGUGAAGGAGCCGUCGGGGGGGAAGACGGCGCAGGAGAGGGGCCCCCCCUCCGACAUGACCGGCGCCCUGGACAAGGGUGAGGGCGAGAGCAACAAGGGCAAGAAGCGCCGCAACCGCACGACCUUCACCAGUUACCAGCUGGAGGAGCUGGAGAAGGUGUUCCAGAAGACACACUACCCCGACGUCUACGCCCGCGAGCAGCUGGCGCUCCGGACCGACCUCACCGAAGCCAGGGUGCAGGUGUGGUUCCAGAACAGGAGGGCUAAAUGGCGUAAGAGAGAACGCUUUGGUCAGAUGCAGCAGGUGCGGACACACUUCUCCACCGCCUAUGAGCUCCCUCUACUCACACGGCCUGAGAACUACGCACAGAUCCAGAACCCCUCGUGGAUUGGCAGUGGCAGUGGGGCAUCCCCAGUGCCAGGCUGCGUGGUGCCCUGCGACCCUGUGACCUCCUGCAUGACCCCUCACCCCCACGCCGCCAGCGGGGUGUCUGAUUACCUGGGGGUGCCCAGCCCGGGGGGGCACAUGGGGCAGGCGGGCAUGAGCGGCAUGAGCGGCCUGUUCGGCGGGGGCAUGAACCCCGGGGCUGGGGUAGCAGGCCAUAUGGGGGGUGGCGGGGGCAUUAGCGGGGGCAUUAGCGGGGGCAUCAACGGCUACGAGAUGAACAUGGACCCCGACCGCAAGAGCUCCAGCAUCGCCAGCCUGCGCAUGAAGGCCAAGGAGCACAGCGCCGCCAUCUCAUGGGCUACAUGAGGCACACACACACA
Messenger RNA from Clupea harengus (Atlantic herring), 2303 nucleotides. RefSeq names its product homeobox protein aristaless-like 4. NCBI's taxonomy places the organism in Eukaryota, Metazoa, Chordata, Actinopteri, Clupeiformes, Clupeidae. The record is from RefSeq and is a predicted model, not a curated record. Gene Ontology annotation, molecular function: DNA-binding transcription activator activity, RNA polymerase II-specific; RNA polymerase II transcription regulatory region sequence-specific DNA binding. Gene Ontology annotation, biological process: regulation of transcription by RNA polymerase II.